AUGCUAAACAUGUAUUCUCAGCAACAGUAUUCGUCACCGACUGUAGUACAAACGAAACCGGCAAUACAAAAAUUAUUAGAUGAUAAUUCACAAUUGAUUAUUCGAAUUCUUGAUUUACAAGCGAAAGGAAAACAAACGGAAUCUUUGGAAUAUCAACGAACACUUUAUCAGAAUCUGAAUUAUUUGAUCCAAUUCGAUCCAACUACAUCUCACUAUCACAAUAAUCUGCCGUCACCAGAUAUGUACAGUCAAACGCAAUCAUCAAUAAUGAAUGGAAGUUCGAUGCAACAGAGCUCAUCUGAACAGACAACUGAGAGGAAUUUAAUUUUAGGUUAUCGACCGCAAACUACCAUUUCCUCGUCUUCCAAUGAAAACGUGAAUGCUUACAGCUCAUCACACUUAUCUACCAAACCGACAAUAUCUCAGCAACACAAUUAUGGGCAGUAUCCAGUGUAUCAACAACAAAACAUUAUAUCGUCAUCAAAACCGUCGGUAAAUGCUCAGCAAGGUUUAUACAGUACUUACAAUGAACGCCAACAAGGCUAUCAUCCACAACAGAAUUAUCUUAUGCAACAGCAAUGGCAAAGUACUUCACAUAUGCCUAUCCAACAGCAGACAUCCAACUAUCACCAAUGA
Messenger RNA from Adineta ricciae, 636 nucleotides. The record is from the annotation of a GenBank genome assembly. NCBI's taxonomy places the organism in Eukaryota, Metazoa, Rotifera, Eurotatoria, Adinetida, Adinetidae.